UUUUUUUUUCGUCUGAAUGCCAUCCUGGCCUUCUCGCCAUCAUCCCAAAUGAUUCGCGCUGCGGGCGGGUUGCGCAGCGCGCGCACUUCCUUUCGCAACGAUAUUCUCCUACGAUCGUCCCAUGCGAAUACCCUCGCACGUCGCGGCAAUGAGCUACGCACCGUGGCUCGCCAGCAGCAGCACAGGACGCUGCUACUCAACCGUGCGAGUUGCCACGACCGCGUACUUACUGCCAGUUUGGGGCUCGUAUCAGGCGGAAUCAUCGUCACUUCCGCGGUAAACAAACAAGAACAAGGCAUCAAUCUCGAAGAGGCUAUUAAAAAUUUGUACGGAGACGCGAACGAGCUAUUUUACCGUGGAAAUGGACGACAGUUCGAUGAACCAUGGUAUGAAGACACGAACAAGAAAGCUGUUGCAGCGUUGAUUGCAGCCAACACGCUGGUCUUUGGAUUGUGGCGCGUGUCAUUCCGGAACGCGAGACUGCACCAGUUCAUGUGGCGCCACUUUGCCAGUUCUUACAACGCUGUAGUGCAUGGCAAAAGGUUCCAUACGCUGCUAACAUCGGCAUUCAGCCACAUCACAUUCCCGCAUUUUGGCAUCAACAUGUUCAUGUUGUGGGAAUUUGGACCCCAUAUACUGGCGCCAAGUAACAAUAACUCUGGCGCAUGGUACAAUCGAGCGGUGGCAAACUCGAGAUUCGCUGGUUAUGUGAGGGAAAACUACAACAGCUUAAGGCGCAGACUUGAAUUGCUGUCAGUUGAGAAGUUUAUGGCGCUCUAUUUCACUUCUGCAAUGACGUCGUCUGCACUGAGUGCUUUGGUGUCAAAACUCCGAGGAAACGGGGGAGGUAAGCGUUUAAACCUGUCGAAAUGUGGGGUGGAGAAUGGUUUAUUGAUUAUUGUGUGUGUAGUGUUCUCUAUUGGUGCCAGUGGGGCCGUCUCGGCUGUCUUCACAGUGUCGUGUCUGCUCUUUCCUGACCAACGGGUACGUUGCCUACUUAUUGCUGGUAAAUUUGGUGUUUUAACGUGGUUUUACUGCAUGAUACUAGCUCCUGCUUUACGGGAUCUUCGAUAUGACAUCGGCGCAGAUGCUUGAGCUCUACACUGCACUCAACAUCGUUGGCGCUGCCUACCAACGUAACUUGCGCGUUGACUGUGUAGGUCACUUAGGUGGCCAAGGCGCAGGUUUUGCCUUUCACCAAGUUCCAUCGAGCAAUUAGACGCGACAAACAGCUAGAUUUCCACACAAUACAACAUGGACACUCUACAAGCUUCGCAACUUGGUGUUAUUACUGUAAGCUGCAUGCUUGUCUGUCAGCAAUUCACUAAAAAAAACCAGUUCUAGCCAGCGUAAAACUAAAAGCAUCGACGCUGAAAUUGGCCAAAACGAUUUUACUCCGCCUGCUCCAGGUAAUCCUUCACCUCAGCAGGUG
Molecule: messenger RNA, 1432 nt
Organism: Phytophthora nicotianae INRA-310
Lineage: Eukaryota; Oomycota; Peronosporomycetes; Peronosporales; Peronosporaceae
Exons: 2
Coding region: 49-1095 (348 amino acids)
Cellular component (GO): membrane
Molecular function (GO): serine-type endopeptidase activity
Source: RefSeq, a predicted model, not a curated record